Molecule: messenger RNA, 1011 nt
Organism: Bipolaris zeicola 26-R-13
Lineage: Eukaryota; Fungi; Ascomycota; Dothideomycetes; Pleosporales; Pleosporaceae
Exons: 4
Coding region: 1-1011 (336 amino acids)
Source: RefSeq, a predicted model, not a curated record
AUGGCUGACCCUUGCUCCAAGUGCAAGUGUUCUACAGCCUUGCACUACCAAGAUUUGGCAAGCGGACUUGGGGCGGGGAAUGCAGUGUGGUGUGCAGUAGAUGUGACGAACAGGGCAGGGGUCGGCGUGGGAAAAAGAGAUCAAGAUUCUUUCAGCAUGGCCUUCGGUGCAUCGCAUGAGCAUGUACAACGGCGCAAAAGCGAGGGUUUAUCGAAUUUUGAGCAAGAUGGCAAUGGGUGGGCAACCAUAGCACUUACCCCGCGCUACCCCCCUCGUCACCCCUUGCUCCCCCUCCAGACGGGUGUGAGGAUGCAAGUCAUCAGAUGGUGGGAUGGCUGUCGCCAGUCGGAAUCAGAACUCAAAGAGGCAACAUGGUCUAGAAUGGUGCAUCUCGUGGCAGCCAUUGAGGACUCUGUGAUUGCGCCUAUCUCUCAGCUGCUAGGUCAUGAGGCUUGGGGCGGAUGUAAUCACAUGUGCCCUCUGGGUGCGGGGCAAGCGACUGCGCCAUGGAGCGUCCAAGCCAAUAUGAUGGAUGGUACUAGCAGUAGUGGUGGGAGAGGCAAAAUAACCACCACCAGCCGCACUUUGCACCCGCACACCCACACACGCACGACGACAACGACUGCGACAACGGAUCAACGUGGGGGGCCGCCGACUGUCCCGCGAGGCCCCACGAUGGAGGUGAAGGUGUGCAAUGGCGGUUGGGCAUACAGAGAGGGCCGCCUGCGCGAAACAUGCCAGAAACAGAUGAAGGCAGCCACAAGGACCUGGCGGGCACUCGGGAACCGGCUAGGAUCACGUGAGGCUGCAACACGCACACGCGGCACGGAACUGGCUCCGAGGGGCGCAGCUGGACGCAGCACGGCCUGGCUAGCGUGCAACGAUGUGGUGGCGCAGGCAUCAUUCGCGGGUCCAACCGUGCCUUGUCUACGAGGUUGUACCUGGUUGCCAGACUCACCCUACCUACCGCUCUCUAGCCCACUGCCCACGAUACCCACGACACCCACCUGA